This is a messenger RNA of Sardina pilchardus (European sardine), 2931 nucleotides long. It is a transcript of the gene cfap221, whose product is annotated as cilia and flagella associated protein 221. Gene Ontology annotation, biological process: motile cilium assembly; cilium movement. The coding region runs from base 69 to 2771 and encodes 900 amino acids. The transcript is spliced from 25 exons. The record is from RefSeq and is a predicted model, not a curated record. Lineage: Eukaryota; Metazoa; Chordata; Actinopteri; Clupeiformes; Clupeidae. Gene Ontology annotation, cellular component: 9+2 motile cilium.
GUGUUUGCUGGAGAAGUGCUGCAGUGAGGAGAUAUGAAGGACACUUUCAAUGGAUCACAGUGGCUCUGAUGAUGGAGGUGGUACAGUCUGCCCCUGAGAGUUUUACUAGCACAUUUAGGAAGAAGACUCCCCUUCCUCUGGUCCAGCUGGUCGAGGAAGUCAGGAGGGAUACAAAUGUUCCACAUCAUCUUUUGGAAACCAAGAUCUUUACCAAACUCAAAAACAACAGUUUAAUUCAAGCAGAGCCCUCAGAAGUACAUUUUAGUGGGUUUGAACUGGGGAAGGAUUACAAGCAGGUGUUGAAAGUUAUCAACAUUUCUUCUGAAGUCAUAGAUAUUCACAUCAUUCCAACUCAAACAAAAUAUUUUCAGACAGCGUACACAAAACAGUAUCGUUUGGUUCCGGGGCUUUCUUAUACAAUAAAGUUGAACUUCUUCCCUGAUGAGUGGCGGUACUUCUAUGACUGCAUUCGCAUUCACUGCAAGAAUGAAGAAAAUGUACUGGUACCUGUCCAUGCCUAUCCUGUGAUUGAUGACCUGGACAUCCCAUCAUAUAUCAGCCUGCCAGCUGUGCCCCUGGGCCAAAGUGCAGACCAUGUGAUCCCACUUAGCUGCAGCUGCCCAGUUGACUUUGAGUUCCAGGUCUACUGUCUCCAGCCCAGCGAGGCUUUUUCCAUACAGCCACUCUCAGGAGUCAUCCCAGCUAGAGGCGUAGCCGAUGUUACCGUGACAUUCACACCUUUCCAGUAUGGCACAGCCCAGGUCACCGUUCAGGUGGUCAUCUCCCAGUUCAACUCCAGGCCUUACGUGUGCACCCUCAGUGGCCGCUGUCUGCCCAACCUGGCUCUCAGUCAACAGAACAGCCAUGGUGAUGAUGAGCAGCCAAGCGAUCAGAAAGGCCCCACUUGCUUAUCGAUGGCAACCAAACCUAAACUUCGAGCAACCCGUCCCCAGGUGAAAAUUAAGGAGCAGAAGAAAGCUGAGGCUCCAUACCAGAAGAGUCCUAUAGAUGCCCGGACACCUGCCGGAGUAGCCAAGCUGCUGAUGAAGCCGCAAGAUAAGCUGACCGCCAAAGAGCUCCGAGAAGCCAUGUCUUACACAAGAGUGGAACACAAGAGCCGACAGGUGAAAGAGGCUCUCUUUGAGAACCAAAUCAAACAGGAUGUGCAGGAGGAAAGAGCCAAUCGUCUGAGAUGGCAAGUUCAUCUAGGGAAGGAUGCACUUUCAACAGAGGCCAGGGUUAAGAUUUUGGAAGAGAGGAAGUUUGCUGUAAGCGAAUACAAGAUAAAGAAGGGACAGCUGAACGACCCGGACGACUUCGCCAGGACUCAGACGAAAGUCUCCACGAGGCGGGCGGUUCGCAACGUUGGCCAGCUGCCAGACUGUGUUCCCAAAUUCCAUACAUUCUUUGGGAGCCAUCUUGAGAUCAGGCAGAGAGCUCUCAGAACCUUCCAGCAGGCAGCCCGCAAGAUUACCUUACGUUGCAGAAUGGAUAGAAGGCUUGCAGGUAUAAGGCAACCGAUAGAGAUCAUGGAGAACCCAUCUAAAGGAUCAGUCAAUCUGAAUGAGAUGGAAGAUGUGUCCAGUCCUGAGAAGAUGACCUCAGACAUGGAUCUGGCAGCCCCCUCACUCAGAGACCAGGAGACUACAGAUGAACUUAAUGUGAGUACAGAGGGACCAGUUCCUGUGAACCUGUCAGAGGUCAAGAUUACAACACAGACCCCCACUGUUGAGCUGAAGUUUACAAAGGCAAAGGCUUCUAAGCAGAAUGAACAGGUCCCACGCUUGGAGGCUGCAGUCAGUGACAUUCCCCUAGAGCUCACCAAACCUCCCAAGGUGGACCUGCAACUUCCAGUUCCUCCCCCACGCCCCCCCUCCCGCCCCGAGCCCGACUCGGAGGAGGAGAGGGAGAAGGAGCGGAAGAGGCGAGAGGAGAAGAGGAGGAGGUGCGAGGAGAGGAAGAGGCGACAGAGGAGGAGAGAGGAGAAAAAGAAGAGAGAGGAGGAGAACAGAGAGGAGAAGAGGAAUGAGGAAGAGAAGGGUGAAGCAAUGGCUGACAUCAUCCAUCUGUCUUUCUCCGCCCCGGGUGGCCUGAUGGAGCCCCCUCCAGCUCACCCCCUUCGCAUCUUCAACCCCUGCCCUGGUCUGCAUGCCUACCGGCCGAGCCUGAGCUACAUGGAGAAUGACCUGGAGUUCCACCUCUGCCCGCUGCCCAGGUACACCGUCUCCAAGGGCAACGUCAUGGGCAUCCACACGGUGGGAACGCAGAAGGAGUUUCUGGACCGGACGAAUGUUAUCCGCGGGGUCAUGACCUGGAAGAAGUUCUCUGGAACAGCCUUGUCUAUCCUGUCCAGCAGCUCAACCCUCACCAGUAAUUGGGCUCCUCACAUGUCUGACCCCUUGAACGACGCCCUUUUGCCACCCCAAGCUCCGUCACCUCUAAACGACCUCCCUGAGGAGAUAAGGGCAGAAGUCCAGGAUGGACAAACCGAAGGCGAGGAGGUGACCCUCACUCCAGACAUGGUGCGUGCCCAGUUCCCUCUCCUGGAGAGUCAGGAUGCUGCUAAAGAGGGCGCCAGAGUGGACAGCUGUCAGAGUGAAAACAGGACUCACAGUAUGCCGUCGUCCAUGGUCUCAAUGUCCAGACAAAUGCGGGAGCAGCUGCUGUGUUCUUCUGCGUUGUGUCAGUCCAAUCGACUGGGCCGUAGAGUGAAGGCCCGCCUCACCCACCUCCAGAACAAGAACUCCUCCAGCGCUCCGGAGGACAAAUAGUGCCCGCUUUCUGCCCUUAAUGUGCCUCCAUGACCGGAGCAGAUGCCCGGAAACAACGCAUUAGAUGAAAUUACAUUUGGUUUUGUAAAGACGCUCACGCUUAGAAUAUUCAUGAUGCAAAUGGUCGAGAGCUUUUUUCCACACGAAAUCAUCAACAUCA